AUGACCGAGCAGAAAGCGAAGCUCAAUUACAUACAGCUCGCAAAGUCAAUGAAAACCUAUGGUUAUACAUUCUUCAGAGUAUCGAUGCUAUCCGAUGAAUAUCUUUUCGGUAUUUCUUCGGAAACUAUUUUAAUUUUAAAUCCAGAAACAAAGAAUUCAAUUCAUUUAUAUUCAUUAUCAAAUGUUAGAAAGUGGCAAGUUUUAAAUCAUAUGUUUUCAGUUGAGUUUACAGAUAAGAAAAUGAGUUUUACAACUGUGGAGGCAGAGGCAAUAUCCUAUGUACUUUCAUGUUAUAUUCAUCAUAGUCUGAGAAACAAUCCAUCCAUUCAAAAGCAAUGGGACAAAGAUUACAGUACUGUUGCAAAGAUAUCUUCUCGUAGAAGACUAUCUACAUGUUCAACAUCAUCUAUAGAUGAUAAAAGAAAAAAGGAUUAUCCUGGAAUUGUAUCGAAAAAAUGUCCAUUAUAUAUUGAACCAAAGAAGCAAUAUAUAAAUCCAUUGUAUACUCUGGAGAACAGUGAUGAUCGCUCCAAAAAAGAAUUGUAUAAAGAUAAUAAAGUAACCAAAGUAAUGAGAGUUCUAACCGACCUAUCUUCAAAGAUGAUUCAAACAUUUUCAAAGAAUACAACAGUUCAAGAACGUGAAAUAAUUGUAAAGUUUUCAGAUAAAAAAGUAAAGACGUUUGUUGUUGAUGAGUUAAAGACUGUUGUAGAGAUCACUCAGGAGAUUGGAAAUCGAGUUGGUAUUAAGAAUACGGAGGAUUUCUCGUUGCAAAUCCAGAGUAGCACACUGGUCGAUGGUAUCGAGCGACAGAGUGAUGACUUUUUUGUUGGUAAUGGCAUUUGGCUGCGGCCCUACAUCUCACUCUCUCAACAAAACGUGCCAUCCGACGCAAAGUUAAUGUUUAAAAAGAAAUUCUACUCGUUCGAUACUGCCUCUGACGACUGCCACAACGAUCCCGUUUAUUUCAACCUUUUAUUCUUCCAGUCACGUGAUGCUAUCAUCUCGAAUACGUAUGCCGCUUCGAUGGAGGAGUCGAUCCAGCUGGCAGCAACUCUGUUCCAAAUCAACUUUGGCGAUCACAAUCCAACCAUUCACAAAGCAGGAUUCCUCAAACAACAGGAUCUCAAGUUUUUCCUUCCACUCGACUGUCUGGAGCUCUGGGGAAUGUCAUUCCCAAAGAUCGAAAAGCACAUCUACAAGGAGCAUCGCAAUCUGCGUGGCAUCAAAGAGGUCUAUGCCAAAUUCAGAUAUGUCCAGCUGUGUCGCUCUCUCAAGACUUUUGGCGCGACAUUCUUCUCUGUCAAACAAAAGGAUAAGAAUCACAAUCCAUUUGUUACACCCUACCACAAUGCACUGUUGCCAUCCAACAGUUCUCUGCUGUUAGGUUUCUCUCGUAAAUGUAUAUUAAUAAUGAUUGCUAAAACUAGAGUAAGUCAAAAUAAUUUCAAAUACUAUAUCUAUCAAACAUCUAAAUUUAUAACUCCAAAUAAUUCAACUUGUUUGUUCGAAAUCAGUGUAUAUUAUGAUAAACUACCAAAAGACAAUUUCAUUGUACCAGCCAAUCUAAAUUUCAAUACCACCUAUCUGUGGGGUGCAAAUCAAUCCACUGAUGGAAUCAUCUCCAUGAAACUCAAUGUAAAUGUACCUCUAAAUGGUAACCUCAUUGAUUUGUCUAUUUCAAAUUCAUCUGGAAUCUAUUCAUUACAAAAAAUAUCUGUUGUUUGUAAAAGACCAAAUGCCAUUACUUCCACUUUAAUACAACCAAUUGAAAGAUCAACCAGUGUUACCAAUCUAGAGCUAUCCGCAUUUUAUGCCAACAUCUAUAGAAUCAAACUUACUCCAAUGUUUAGAACCAAAUAUGUUUGUAACUACACUGAUGCAAAUGGUUUUACCGUGCAGAUCACCGAUGGUUUUACUCAAACUUCUAUUGCUUAUACAUCUCAACCGUUGAAGGAUUUCACUGUGGGAAACAUCACAGUAAUAGAGCAGAAUAACUAUCAAUAUAUAAGAAACCGACCUGUGACUAUGCCUUAUGGUGCACCAAAGAAGAACGUAUAUGCAUUCGCUAAUUUCGCUAAUACGGCAAAGGAAGUACUAUCACGUUUUUUUGUAUAUACAAUCGCACCAACUAGUGAUUACGCAGAGAUCAGGCCUUACAGUUUGUUAUCAGCUAAUUCCUUAGCCACCUAUCUCAGUCCAUUGAUUCCACCCGACAGCGCAACUUCACUAAAUUUCUAUUCACUCAAUAGUCCAUACAGUUUAAAUCAAACUUUCUCUAUACCACUGCAAGUAACAACAGAAAAUCUAUAUGGAUGUGUAGUAAACAAUAUAUCAUAUACAAAGAUCAAUAAUACAGUAUUGCUAUCAUCGAGUAUUACAGUGAUCAAUCCAGUGCUUUCAUUCAAUAUCAACUCACCGAAACCAUUUGUUUUUAAUACCUACCCAAUGGGAUUCGGACCAGGAACAGUCAACCUCAAUACAUCCUUUCAACAUAGAUUCUCUAUUCCGAUGUCUAUCUACCAAUCAUUCGCAGAAAUAUUUUCAACAUGCGAAAAGACUGUUACAUUAAUACCUCCAUACGAUACCGAAGGGAUAGAUACAGAACCACCAAAACUAAUAAGCUUCACAGUAACAUAUAUUACACCGUAUCAAUUCACUUAUAAUGUUAGUGCAAGCGAUGAUCUCAGUGGAGUCUACUCAAUUGAAAUUUCACACGGAAUCGAUGCGGCAAGAGAAGAAGCUUCAAAGGUUACUCUCUAUGAUUCUAAUUUGGUAAACUUCACAAUAUCCAAUACCGAUGUUUAUAACUACACCUACACCGUUUCGAAUGACGGUGUUUACUAUCCACCUGGAUUCACAGUCAAGCUAACGGAUCUCGCUGGUUUGACAAGCACUUUCAAAUCCGGCCAAUAUCUACCGAAUGGUCAGUUCCUAGAUUUCUUCCCACAGCCAUCUCCAUUCUACUUUGAAAAUGUAACUGCCAUAAUUUUUAUUUACCCCAAUGGAUUUGAGGCAACCAACGUAACAACCGAUGGCGUAGAUCAAUCUAUCAUUUUGUCAAUGAUGUCGGGUGACAUGAAUCCCGAUUUGCAAUACAAACUAAGAGUUAGAUUCAAUUUCUAUUCCAUACCAGAGUAUAAUGAAAAUUUCAUUUAUGUCGGAUCGUAUAGUUCCAUGUGGGCAUCCUAUGUGAUACCAUUGAAACUUCCAAGAUAUUUGUUCGAUGGUCCUAUUUCAUUUGAUAUUCUAUCGUCAGAGAAUAUUAGUUCCAAUGCCUUUCCGAACACUUUAUAUACAUAUUCCAACACAACUCUUCUAUCUCCACCAACUAUUUUUGACGAUCAGAUCAGUUGGUAUGGAGACGGUUAUAGUACGGUGGUAUCUAACUCCUCAACCUUUGUUGGCUGGAAAAUGCUUCUUAAUUGUUUGUACAACUGUAAUACAUUCAGUGGUUAUGUCGAUGUGGUUGGAGACUAUGAUCCAGUGGUCAAGAGAAUUAAUCUAACCAAUAUUAAUGACCUGACUGUCAAGUUCCAGGUGGGUGGCAAUUGCAGAUCCCAGAAAUACAGAAUCACCAAUUCCUACUUCAUUCUGAAUAAGUUAUAUGGAACAUCCUAUAAGCCAGGUAUUCCAGAGACAUUGAACGUAUUUAAUGAAACACUAAAGACUCUAGAGAUUGUUUGUGAUCAGAGUGUAUUGGAUAGCGAACCACCAACUCUCACUGCUUUUGUUCCAUCGGUCACAAGUCUCGAUGUAAGGGCGGUGAAUUCCAGUUUCACCGUCAGUUUGGACAUUCAGGAUAACAUUCAAAUCAAAAACUGGACACAACCAAUUGUUUAUGUUACUUCGUUUAUGGGUGACUUUUUACAGUUUCCAUGCUUAGGUUUAGAAACAAAUCCAAACUGGACUCUUAUCAAUUAUACAUGUCAAAUUACUAUUCCAUAUAGAUGGGGAUCAAGUGAUUUCUAUCUCUCUGUAUAUAAUAUCAUAGAUAGUUAUGAUAAUAUCAAUGGAUACUCAACCGACGAUCUUUUAAAUAGUGGAUAUACUGCUGUUAUUAAAAGAAUUGAUGGUAAAAUCAAAUUAAAUCCGGAACCAACAACCACAACUAGUACUUCUACAACCGGAACAUCUACUACCACAACUACAACCACAACCACAACUACUACCUCGACAACUUCAACACCAACACCAAAUACCUGUCCAAAUAAUUGUAAUAAUAACGGUGUCUGUAUUAAUUCGCAUUGCCAAUGUUAUCCAGGAUAUAUCGGUAGUUCAUGUGGAUCUAAAGUCGAACCAAUUCCCCAACCACCAAUCAAUCCUGAUCAACCAGUUACAAAUGGUACAAUCCCUGGUCAGCUAUCGACUAAAUUCUUUAUUUCCAUUGGAGAGCUUCUAGAGAUUACCGCUGCAGAGGAAGUAGUCAAACAAUACAAUCUAACUCAACAAUCAAUCUGGAGUUUAGACCAGCCCGGUAACUCCACAUACAUCUACACUGCAACUCUACCGGAUACACAAUCGACUAAGGUCAUUGUUACCAUCCAAUGGUUUGAGAAAGAAACCAACUACACAUUCGCCGGCAAGAAUAUUACACUACUGCCAUCUUCCAUCAAGUAUAACAUUGAAAUUCAAAACUAUGUCUUCAGUGACAAACUUACAACUCUGAGAUUGCUAAUGUCAGCGGUGUUCCAAUCAGAGAACGGUGAAUGCUCAUCGAUUGAAUCGCUGAGUAACUCUGACAACAAUCUCAGCUGGAUUAAACUGCAAAUCGACAAGCAAUCGUUGUACGGAUCGUUCUUGAAUGAAGCGGUGUUCGACGGUACUCCCAAGCCAAUCUCAACUCGGCUUCUCAAUAGGACGUCGGAUGCAUCGAAAUCCGAUGUACAAGUGGCAAUCGAUAUCAUGCAAUUCGAUCGGCAAGUACUGAUCGAUCCAAGUUUCAAUGUACUGGUCGACACUAACGGUGCCGGUGACAACGAAGGUUCGAUCUGUAAGAAAUCCAAAGGACUUUCGAUCGGUCAGAUCGCAGGAAUCGUAGUUGGAUCGAUCGUUGGUGUAGCGAUCGUGAUCACCGCCAGCAUCGCAAUUCACAGACACAGAAGAUUCAAACAUGAAUCUAAAUCAAUGAGUCGUAAACUUGAAAAAAUGAAUACAUAA
This is a messenger RNA of Heterostelium album PN500, 5160 nucleotides long. It is a transcript of the gene frmA, whose product is annotated as FERM domain-containing protein. Gene Ontology annotation, biological process: sexual reproduction. NCBI's taxonomy places the organism in Eukaryota, Evosea, Eumycetozoa, Acytosteliales, Acytosteliaceae. The record is from RefSeq and is a predicted model, not a curated record. Gene Ontology annotation, cellular component: cytoskeleton. The transcript has 8 exons. The coding region runs from base 1 to 5160 and encodes 1719 amino acids.